Messenger RNA from Sus scrofa (pig), 3357 nucleotides. It is a transcript of the gene HSPBAP1, whose product is annotated as HSPB1 associated protein 1. The record is from RefSeq and is a predicted model, not a curated record. NCBI's taxonomy places the organism in Eukaryota, Metazoa, Chordata, Mammalia, Artiodactyla, Suidae.
GGAAAAAGAACCCCCCCGCCCCGCGCCCCCGGAGACGCUGUAAUUGAGGUUGGGCGAGGAAGCCGGGAUUGCGGGAGGAAGUGUCCAAGUUUACGUCAUGUGCCUAAUAAGCAACUCAGGGACCUCCGGUCACUUAGGCUAAUGUUUGCUUCUAAAUUGGGUUUAUCCCAAUUUUUGUUGGGCUUAUAACUUCAAAAAUUAGAGGGGGAGAUAGGAUAAGAUUGAGGCAUAGUAGGGACCCAGAGGAUUGCCGCAAUGAAAAUCAUUUUUUUUAUGCACAAAAAAAUACUGCCUAGUUUGAUCAGAUAUCUUUUUGUGAUUUACAUACCCAAUGAGGACAUUAUAAACUAGUAAAUUUCGUUCAUAUAUAUGAUACAGAUCUCUUUCUACUCUUUUGGCUGGCAUUAGUAGGCGAGCAAUAAAGAUAUGGUGAUUAAAGCGGGAAAAUUUCUGCCCGCAAACGCCCUAGGUGAAGAAUAAACGAAAAGAGUGGAGGUUGUUGAUCUCCUGCUCUAGAGUCUGGUUGUUUAUUUUGAUACCUAAAUACAAAAGCCUGACAGCUGUGGGGUUAGUGUCUGAAAACCUGAAGUCAAGCGAUUUGGGUUGUUUGGGUUGGUAAUGAGCCACGGAGAACGCAAUUAAAUACAAUUGCCGGAGAUUCGCAUUCCCCGGCAGCCACGAAAACCAGGUGGAGUCGUGUUAUUGCCAGAAGGGCAAGAGAGGUGGGACGAGAAGGGAAAAAGAAGCUGAGCAAUCCUGGUAUCCAAGUCAGAGCGACUGCAGAGUAAGCAAGCGCAGAACCACACUCCACUGCCCCGAGCCCCAGGAAGAAAGCACACCAUCCCCUAAAACUCCAAUACCGUUGGGAGGAGGAAAGCCUCAAGGCGAAAAGGAAGGCCUUGACUGGAAAACGAGGAGAAACGCAGCCUUGGGAAGACUACACUGAAAGAAGACUGCGGUCUGAGGGAGGUAAAAAGCACCACAAAGGAGAGACCAUGUGCUUGCGUUUGUAGCACCUGAGAACCAAAACAAACCUGCGUGGCUCCGCCCAGUGCCCGUCACGUGACUUUCACGCGCGUGCAGCUCCCGGAAGAGCCCGGUAGCAACCCAGACAACUGCUUCCUGUGCUGCGGCUUCAGAUCCCGGGUUUUGGCCUUUCUGGGACCCCGGUCCGCCUUCAGUUCACUUUUGGGUUCGGGAGGAGCCCGGUAAUGCUGGCCAUGGCAGCAGGUCCCGGAGCGAUCACUGAUGCGAGCCCUGUAUCUGGAGCUGGAGAGGAGGAAGGCAGAAUGCAGGAGAGGAGAUAAUGGGGAAAGGUUGACUCAGCAACUUCCAGGUACCUCUGACCACUUCUGUCUACAAAGGAGACCAGGAAAUGUAGCUUUUUAGCUACUCCCAUUGCCCAGAGUUCUGUUAGUAAGGAAAAAGAGAACGGGAACCGGGUAAGGUAAAUAUGUCAAACCUUUUACACCAGAGAAAGCAAAAGAACUUAUAAUGUCUUUACAACAGCCUGCAGUCUUCUGUAACAUGGUUUUUGAUUGGCCAGCACAGCACUGGACUGCGAAACAUCUCUCAGAGGUCCUGCAAGGCAAGCAGAUUCGAUUCAGGAUGGGAAUGAAAAGCACAGGUACAGCGCCUCAGUUUGAAACCACGUGUAGUUACAUAGAAGCGACACUUGAAGAGUUUCUGACCUGGAACUGUGACCAGUCUACUACCUCUGAACCAUUUAGAGACUAUGAUCAUUCCAAAUUCUGGGCUUAUGCUGACUAUAAAUAUUUUGUCAGUCUGUUUGAAGACAAGACAGAUAUUUUCCAGGACGUGAAAUGGUCUGACUUCGGGUUUCCUGGAAGAAAUGGACAGCAAAGUACAUUGUGGAUCGGCUCCAUGGGGGCCCAUACACCCUGUCAUUUGGACACCUAUGGUUGCAACCUAGUAUUCCAGGUACAAGGAAGGAAAAGAUGGCAUCUCUUUCCUCCUGAAGAUACUCCUUUUCUUUAUCCGACUAGAAUCCCUUAUGAAGAAUCUAGUGUGUUCAGCAAAAUUAAUGUUGUCAAUCCUGAUUUAAAACGUUUCCCUCAGUUCCAGAAAGCUCGAAGGCAUAUGGUUACACUGAGCCCAGGACAGGUUCUGUUUGUUCCUAGACACUGGUGGCAUUAUGUGGAAUCCAUUGAUCGUGUCACUGUCAGUAUAAACUCAUGGAUUGAACUGGAAGAGGACCACCAAGCCCGGGUGGAGGAGGCCGUUACCCGCAUGCUUGUGUGUGCCCUGAAGACUGCAGAGAAUCCACAUAAUACCAGAGCUUGGUUAAACCCAACUGAGGUUGAGGCAACAUCCCAUGAAGUCAACUGUCGCUACCUGAAUGGAGCCGUUUCUGCUUUUUUGGAUCAUUACCGAACAUCAAAGGUAGCAGGAACCCAAGGCCUGAGAACAAAUGGAGAGAACACGAUAAAUGAAGCAUCAAAUGUGCACAGCCACCUGCAGGCAGAACAAACUGGUAGCCACAACUUAACUUCGGGAACAGUGAGACAGGAGACAGCAAGUCCCUUCGGCCCUGAUCUGGUUCCUGUGACACCAAGUUCCCAAGAACCAACCUCAGAAAGAGGAGGCAUAUUUGAAAGCGAUGGUGAAGACUCUGCUGGCAAAAAUGGAAAACAUUUUGGAAAACUGCAUUAUACCAAAAGGCAGCGCAUGAUGAAUGAACGUGAGGAUGCAGUUGUGGAACCAAUCACUGCAGGUUGUACUGUGGCCCCUUCCCAAACACUUAUUUCUACAGAUGACUUGCUGGACUGCUUGGUGAAUCCACAAGUAACCAGGAUAGUGGCACAACUUUUGAUUCAAGGAAGAAGCUUGUGACUCUACUAGAAAAUGACUUUUUAAAUAAUAUUUUAAGAGUGUUUUUUAAAUAAUAGGAUUUUAAAACAAAAGAUAGAACAGGAAAAGGUCAAUUUGCACAUGCAUAUACAUGUACUGUUCUUACCUAGUCACAUUUUAGUCUGUGGGCACCUUCUUGCAUACACAUCACUCUUUGGCCAACUUGGCUCUUUGUUUUCUUUGUAUACCUCUUUCUUCAGUGCCUUUGCCUUUCCUCUCCCAUCUCAUCCCUUCAGCCUAUCUCAAAUGCAAACCCCUAGUUUCUCAACAGGAAAUAGUUUCUCCAUCAGCCUCCAGCAGGGGUCAGCUUGUUUUUGUAAAUAAAGUUUUAUUGGAACACAGCCAUGCCAUUCAUUUACAGAUCGUCUGUGGUGACGUUAGGGUUACUGGGGCAGAAUUAAGUAUCCACAGAGACUACAUGGCUUGUAAAUCUGAAGCAACUCACUAUGUCUCCUUAUAGUAAAAGUUUGCUAACUCUUGAUCUAA